Molecule: messenger RNA, 591 nt
Organism: Rodentolepis nana
Lineage: Eukaryota; Metazoa; Platyhelminthes; Cestoda; Cyclophyllidea; Hymenolepididae
Source: the annotation of a GenBank genome assembly
AUGCAGGAGGAGGAAAAGCACACAGUUAAUAAGGCCUACAGUAUCGGUAGCACUAGGUUCAGUGGAGUUGAACGAAAUGACUCCCUCUCAACUCGAUCGAUUCUCUUUCCCGUUUUGGACAACUCAGUGGGUGAACGUCUCUUCAAUUGGUACUGUCAGUAUUUUCGCCGACCUGAAGAUCAGCUAACUGUUCUUUCAAUUGUGGAACCCACAUUACAAAUGCAAAAGGCUGGUGUAAGUUCAGAUGACCCUCUGGUGGAAGCUGCAAUGGUAGUAGGAAGAAAUAUUGUCCGACGGUUUCUUCAACGCGCGCAUGAACGGAGCAUCCCUUGCCGAGGAGUGGUUCAAUUGGAUAUUAGUCCAGCCUUAAGUAUUGUGAGAACUGCGAGGGAACGUGGAACCCAAAUAAUCCUCAUGUGUCCCCGUGGAAACGUCGCGGGUGAAUCAGAGAAGGUGGAGUUUGACUCUGUGACCGAGUAUGUGUUGAGACACUGUCCUGAUAUCGCGUUAGCUAUUGUCCCACCUACGACGGGCGAAAGGCGGAUUCGUCGAAGUAGUUUCUAUAAGGAGUAUAUUGAUAACUUUAUGUGA